Sporothrix brasiliensis 5110 is the source of this 1644-nucleotide messenger RNA. RefSeq names its product developmental regulator. Lineage: Eukaryota; Fungi; Ascomycota; Sordariomycetes; Ophiostomatales; Ophiostomataceae. Bases 1 to 1644 code for a protein of 547 amino acids. The transcript is spliced from 4 exons. The record is from RefSeq and is a predicted model, not a curated record.
AUGAGCGGGCAUCUGCACACCGCAUACGCGACGCAGUUUGGGGACCACGCCAUUGCGCCUCCUUCAGCGGCUAUCAAAGUGGAAGAAAGUGUACCCGACUACAUGCUUGAGAUACGCCAACAGCCCCAGCAUGCCCGCGUGGCACUGGGCAAGGACAAAGCCGAUCGCAAACCCAUCGAUCCACCACCAAUCCUGCAGCUUAAGGUCAGCCACAAAAAGGACCCCAUGCAGAACUUCCUCCAGAGUCCGUACUACUUUAUGUCCUGUUCUCUGUUGAAGGGCGACGAGACGUCCUCAAAAGAGCCGCUGCCUAGUUACCUCAUUGGGACCGUGGUCUCGUCAUUGCAUCGUCUCAAGGAUACAGACAAUCAGGACGGCGGUUUCUUCGUUUUCGGCGACCUCAGCUGCAAGGUGGAAGGCAAGUUCCGGUUGUUGUUUACACUGUACCAGAUGCAGAAGAUGGAGUGCGUGCACAUCACGUCCAUCGUGUCCGAUACGUUCCAGGUCUAUCCUACAAAGUCCUUCCCUGGACUCGCGGAGUCGACAUUCUUGACGCGCUCUUUUAGCGACCAGGGCGUGCGGCUUCGCCUACGAAAGGACUCCCGGAGCAUGACGACCAGGAAGCGGAAUGCGACAGCGGCCGAGUUUGCCCGGAAGCACCAGGAUCCGCGCGAUGCUGGGCGGAGAUCCAUCCCUACGCGUACGAGCAGUGCCGACGACAGCUUGCCGUAUGGCGCCACGACGACGAGCGGCAGUGCGUUUGACCCUCACGUGGCAACGGCGUAUGGCCACUACGACCCCGACAGCGCCGGCCUCGGUUCGAAGCGGCGCCGCCUCGGCAUCGACGACGUACCACCGCCGCCUCCUCCAUACACCGGCGGUGUGCCCAGUGUGGCAGCCGGAACAUCCGAUCUCGGCGGGUACGGUGCGCCACGGGCCGCUGCCUAUCACAGCAUCGGUAUGCCGGUUAGCUCGUCCCCGUAUGGGCUGCCGAUUCAGACAACAACGGCCACCCUCGGGUACAGCCAUGCAGCGCCUCACACGCACCACCUCAACCGUCUCGACACGCAGCAACUGGGCGGCGGCCCGCAUGGUCCGGGCUCGGCCGGUCAAGGCACGUUCCAGUCGCCGUCGAGUCGGCACUCACCACAGCACGCGUUCCAGUACGGCGCACUCCAAGCAUCGCCGUCGUCCAUGGGCUACCAGCCCUCGAGCGCGGCGUCGACAUCCGCAGGGCACGGGCUCACGGGCAGCCCUGCCGGCGAUUACCGACCACACCCAGGCCCCAUGUAUACGAGCAACGCGUCCGCGGACGCGAGCCCACGUACGCACGCGACACCCAACCCGAACAAUACGACGCCCAGCGGCACGAGCACGAGCCCCCCCGACGCCACAGCCAACUACACGGCGGCAGCCGCCACAGGAGCAGCAAUGACCCCAUACACGCAGAGCAUCGGCACGUAUAGCUACGCGCAAGCGCUCGGCGACCCGCAGUCGCAUUUGACGGGUGCGCCGCAGUCGAUGGGCACCUCGCGAUCCAACGGCUUGCCAUCGCUCGAUCUGACCCACGUCAAUGGAAGCGGACUGGGUUUGGAUCUCGGCUACGGAGACGUCGAACGGCACAACUCUGGCCAAGCAUCAUAA